AUGCUUCUUUAUUGUGCAGUGAAAAACUUUUACAUUGGGCAAGAAGAAGAAUUUACAGAAAAAAGGGAACUUAACGAAGAAAAAUUUGAUGAAAUUGCUGAAAAGAUUCUAAAAUUAUUAAAUCUCGAUCUCGUUAAAAAUAAAAAUAUACAAGAAGAAAUUGUUGAAUACAUUAGAAAAAUUAAUAAUUUAACCAACGAAAAUGAUAAUAAUUAUCUUGAUUUUGAAUUUAAAAAUAUACAAGAUUUAUUUCCAAAUUCACUUUAUGUAGAAAACUUUUUUCAUUGG
Dentiscutata erythropus is the source of this 288-nucleotide messenger RNA. The record is from the annotation of a GenBank genome assembly. Lineage: Eukaryota; Fungi; Glomeromycota; Glomeromycetes; Diversisporales; Gigasporaceae.